Molecule: messenger RNA, 1753 nt
Organism: Herpailurus yagouaroundi (jaguarundi)
Lineage: Eukaryota; Metazoa; Chordata; Mammalia; Carnivora; Felidae
Gene: ANKUB1
Product: ankyrin repeat and ubiquitin domain containing 1
Exons: 6
Coding region: 83-1717 (544 amino acids)
Molecular function (GO): protein binding
Source: RefSeq, a predicted model, not a curated record
UUUGUCCUUAAUUGUGAAUUGGAAUUUUUCCAGCUAUCCAAUUCUUUGAAAAAAGUUGCAGGGUUGUUUGUUUGUUGAGAGAAUGAGGAUUUUCAUAGCCUUUGAGGGAUCUUUUGAACCAUUUGAUGUUUCAGCAGAUGAAACUGUGGAGGCUGUCAAGCUGAUGAUAAAGGAUUAUUUCCACAUUCCUCUCUCUGAAGAUGAACAAGGCAGGCGGUAUCUGGAGCUGAUGUAUGCUGGAGCAGCCCUAAAGGACAGCUGGAGUCUUGCAGAUGUUGGAAUAUCUUUUUGUUCAACUCUCAAAUGCUUUGUUAAGGAAGAAGAUAAGCCAACUCUCUAUGUGUUCAAUGCUGUGACCCAAGAGACAAUGCCAAUGAUGGAGAACAUCUCCCUUCUUAGUAAAAAAGUGUCUGAUCUGAGAACACUGGUAGCUCUGAGAUGUGGCUUUCCCGUGAGUGUCUUCUGUCUCCGGACCCCAAACGGAAUGGAGAUGUAUGACUGCAACACCCUCAGGGACUACCAAACAGACAUCGGCACAACACUUCGUUUGGACGUCUGGGAUGGAUGGAAGGAAUUUCUGAUGGGUUGUCUUCUGGGACAAAAACUUAAAGUCCAACGCUAUUUAUCAAAUGAAGGACCAGUACUCAAGUAUCAGAAAAAGGUAGCCCUGUUCAUCGCUGCCUUCUAUGGGUACAUCGAGCUCACUGAAUGGGCCCUGAAGCAGGGCGUGCGGCCCGAUGAGGCUGUUGGUGUUCACCCCUAUCGAGCAUGGUGCCAUGAAGCCCUUCAUGCAGAUGUCUCUAAAUGCCCCAUUCAUGCAGCUGCAGAAGCGGGCCAACUGUUGAUUCUGAAGGCCUUUGUCAACUGCAGCGUGCUGUGCCUGGAAUGUAAAAACGCAGCGGGGCAAAUCCCCCUGACCAUCGCAUUUAAACACAAGCAUAAAGACUGUGUAUUGUAUUUAUUGAGCAAAAUGUGGUCCACGGUUUCUUUUCCGAAAAUAUCAGUUCCCAUGAGGAUUUAUAUUAAAAUAAAACAAUGGGUCCUCAAAACUCAGAGUCACAACCUUAAUAAAAGCCAGCUUUGCGGCGCAAGGGUCCUUGGGGCAAAAGUUGGAGACACUGUGAUAGUGGAUGGUUUCACCACACCACAAAUGACCUCCAAGGGCUGGCAUAAGGCUCAGAACAAGGACUCACAAAGCACUGUGAGUAAGCUACCACCUCUCAAGGAAGAAACUGCAAGCAAGAAACCUGUCAAUCCUUUGGCAAUUUCACAGCAGAUCACAAGACGACAAACCUUGAAAUUACCUCCACCUGUAGAUGCAAAUACGUUCUUUAAAUUACAAAGACAGCAACAACAAAAUCAGAAAAAAAUUACUGCUGCAGCUAAGAAAAAAGAAAAGUUCAUAAAAAAUACAUAUCUCCCUCAAAUCCCCCUCCCUCCAGUUUCAAGAGUGGGCUAUUCACACCCAUCUUUUUACUAUGCAACACCCAGUGCUGACUUUUUACUCAAAUCGUCCUUUGCGUGCUUCUCAGAGCACAGUGGUAGGACUCCAAGGGAGAAUGCCAUCUACUGCUUAGCCGUGGCCAGUGCCUUUAAAGAGAAACGAUGGCUUCAGCAGUUAGGAAUAGCAAGAGUUCUAGCCAAAAAGAGCAUUUCUAACCUGACCACACAAGGAGGCCUGACAGCAUGUGAAAAUCCUCCAGAAAUUGUGCUUUGAAGAGUCAUGACAACCUCAGUUUGGGCAAAGACCUGA